Dreissena polymorpha is the source of this 891-nucleotide messenger RNA. RefSeq names its product protocadherin Fat 4-like. Gene Ontology annotation, cellular component: catenin complex; membrane. The record is from RefSeq and is a predicted model, not a curated record. NCBI's taxonomy places the organism in Eukaryota, Metazoa, Mollusca, Bivalvia, Myida, Dreissenidae. Bases 1 to 891 code for a protein of 296 amino acids. Gene Ontology annotation, molecular function: cadherin binding; calcium ion binding. The transcript is spliced from 7 exons. Gene Ontology annotation, biological process: homophilic cell-cell adhesion.
AUGUUUGUUGUUAUACUUUUCCAAGUUGAUGCUGAAGACUCUAUUCCCUCCCCAUUGAAGAAGAGUGCCAUUGCCACGGUUACAAUUGAUAUCACAUUUGACAAUCCACCAACUUUCAAUGCUGCAGACUAUACAACAACCAUCCUGGAGACUCACGGGGUUGGGACAGAGGUGGCCCCACAGAAUACAGAGAUCAGGGCCACUGAUGUGGACUCUUUCAGUGGUUUUAUGGUGUACAGUAUCGUAGGCAACCUUGAUGCACCAGACUUCUUUAAUGUCUCCAAUGAGAAUGGGAGGGCAAAGGUUGUCCUGAGGAAAAGUGUCCGGACGUAUCCUACAACACAAUAUGUGCUGAGGAUUCAAGCCUAUGAUUCAAAUUUCCCGGACAAGAAAGUGUUUGUCAACUUUGUUGUCAAUGUGAUUCGUAAUAUCUUUGCACCCACUGUGCAAUCUGCUACGGUGACGAUCUUUGACUACCAUGAUGCUGCCAAGGUUGUCCAUCAGGUCAACAAUGGAAACAACUUUGAUAAUGAUGGGGACUUACUACAGUAUAAAAUCUCGGGUGCAGGAGUGCCAGCAAUUUUCUACAUGGACAACUACGAUAGUGGAAUAUGGCUAUCCGAUGGCAACAGACUGCGCAAUAACAUGACACGAACAUUUACCACUGUUGUCACUGCCAGAGAUAUGCGUAUACCUGAGAAAACUGGCACAGGCACAAUCACCAUUAAUGUCAAUUAUGACGACUUCCUUCCCACAAUCACCAAUGGUGUAGGCAACCUGAUCUUGGCCACCAUUAACGAGAACAUGAACAUUGGUCUCAAUGUAGCUCGAGUGGCAGCCCGUGACCAGGACCAGGUGGAUGAUCAGCAAAUUUUGCAUGCAUAUUUUUAA